AAUCAACAAUUUGGAGUUUGGAUUAAGAAAAUCGAGAUGGAGGAUACCGGAGCAAUUCUCUACCAAAUUUCAUGCCUCAAGGAAAUGCUCGAUCAGGUGAAUGAAGAAAUCGAAUCCAAUAUUCAAGUAACGCAGGAGAUAGAAUCAGAUAUGGUCAAGUGUACGGAGUUCGAAGCUGCUCUUACUACCAGAGAAUCUCAACUUACUUCGCUUUACAUUUCUCACUUCGAAAUCGAUGGCUUGCUCUCCGUCUCCGCCGGUUCAAAGAAUUCGCUAAAAUUUGUGGAGGAUAAGUUGAGUUGUCUAACAACGUAACGAGAUGAGAUGCUGCAGAGGAUCGAAAAGAAACGAGAAGGAUUUACCAAACUGUGCUUAGAAUUUCAAAGGGAGAUCGACAAUGGGGAAAACAAUGAGAUGGUGAGUUUGCUGUCAGAGAAAGAGCGUCUUGAGAAAGAAAUUCAUCUCUUGGAUAAGAAAAAUAAUGCUUUCAGAAAUUCGAUGUCCGCUUUUGUGGAAGAAGUUCUUGAGGACCUUUAUACUUCAAAUACUGGUAAUACUCUGUAUCCCAUUGUUUUUGUUUGAGCUUCCAAUUUUAAGGAUUGGCAGUGCUUGUAGAGUUAGCUUCAUACAUGAUUAGAAAUUAGAAGAAGAUGCAUGAUUUUCCCUUCUCUCCGUUGUUUGGACUACAUGUUAUUCCUUUCAUCUUUUUGAUUCCUGGUGUUUACUAU
Hibiscus syriacus is the source of this 728-nucleotide messenger RNA. RefSeq lists its product as uncharacterized. The transcript is spliced from 5 exons. The record is from RefSeq and is a predicted model, not a curated record. Lineage: Eukaryota; Viridiplantae; Streptophyta; Magnoliopsida; Malvales; Malvaceae. The coding region runs from base 37 to 315 and encodes 92 amino acids.